AUGUCCUCACUCUGUCCUCACACUCUGUCCUCACACUCUGUCCUCACACUCUGUCCUCACACUCUGUCCUCACACUCUGUCCUCACACUCUGUCCUCACACUCUGUCCUCACACUCUGUCCUCACUCUGUCCUCACUCUGUCCUCUCCCUGUCCACACUCUGUCCUCACUCUGUCCUCUCCCUGUCCACACUCUGUCCACACUCUGUCCACACUCUGUCCACACACUGUCCUCACUCUGUCCUCACACUCUGUCCUCACUCUGUCCUCUCUCUGUCCUCUCUCUGUCCUCUCUCUGUCCUCACACUCUGUCCUCACUCUGUCCUCUCUCUGUCCUCACUCUGUCCUCACUCUGUCCUCACACUCUGUCCUCACACUCUGUCCUCACACUCUGUCCUCACUCUGUCCUCACUCUGUCCUCACACUGUCCUCACACUCUGUCCUCACUCUGUCCUCUCACUCUGUCCUCUCACUCUGUCCUCACACUCUGUCCUCACUCUGUCCUCACUCUGUCCUCACUCUGUCCUCACACUGUCCUCACACUCUGUCCUCACUCUGUCCUCUCACUCUGUCCUCUCACUCUGUCCUCACACUCUGUCCUCACUCUGUCCUCACUCUGUCCUCACUCUGUCCACACUCUGUCCUCACUCUGUCCACACUCUGUCCUCACACUCUGUCCUCACUCUGUCCUCACUCUGUCCUCACUCUGUCCUCACACUCUGUCCACACUCUGUCCACACUCUGUCCUCACUCUGUCCUCACUCUGUCCACACACUCUGUCCUCACUCUGUCCUCACUCUGUCCUCACUCUGUCUUCACUCUGUCUUCUCUCUGUCCUCACUCUGUCCUCACACUCUGUCCACACUCUGUCCUCACUCUGUCCUCACACUCUGUCCUCACUCUGUCCUCACUCUGUCCUCACUCUGUCCUCACACUCUGUCCACACUCUGUCCACACUCUGUCCUCACUCUGUCCUCACUCUGUCCACACACUCUGUCCUCACUCUGUCCUCACUGUCCUCACACUCUGUCCUCACUCUGUCCUCACUCUGUCCUCACACUGUCCUCACUCUGUCCUCACACUGUCCUCACACUCUGUCCUCACUCCGUCCUCACACUCUGUCCUCACACUGUCCUCACACUGUCCUCACUCUGUCCACACUCUGUCCACACUCUGUCCACACUCUGUCCACACUCUGUCCUCACUCUGUCCUCACUCUGUCCACACACUCUGUCCUCACUCUGUCCACACACUCUGUCCUCACACUCUGUCCUCACUCUGUCCUCACUCUGUCCUCACUCUGUCCUCACACUGUCCUCACACUGUCCUCACUCUGUCCUCACACUGUCCUCACUCUGUCCUCACACUGUCCUCACACUCUGUCCUCACUCCGUCCUCACACUCUGUCCUCACACUCUGUCCUCACUCUGUCCUCACUCUGUCCUCACACUCUGUCCUCACACUCUGUCCUCACUCCGUCCUCACACUCUGUCCUCACACUCUGUCCUCACACUCUGUCCUCACUCUGUCCUCACUCUGUCCUCACACUCUGUCCUCACACUCUGUCCUCACACUGUGUCCUCACUCUGUCCUCACUCUGUCCUCACACUCUGUCCUCACUCUGUCCUCACUCUGUCCUCACACUGUCCUCACUCUGUCCUCACUCUGUCCUCACUCUGUCCUCACUCUGUCCUCACUCUGUCCUCACUCUGUCCUCACACUCUGUCCUCGCUCUGUCCUCACACUCUGUCCUCGCUCUGUCCUCACACUCUGUCCUCACUCUGUCCACACUCUGUCCUCACUCUGUCCACACUCUGUCCUCACCCUCUGUCCUCACACUCUGUCCUCUCACUCUGUCCUCACACUCUGUCCUCACUCUGUCCUCACACUCUGUCCUCACUCUGUCCUCACACUCUGUCCUCACACUCUGUCCUCACACUCUGUCCUCACUCUGUCCUCACUCUGUCUGUCCUCACACUCUGUCCUCACUCUGUCCUCACACUCUGUCCUCACUCUGUCCACACUCUGUCCUCACUCUGUCCUCACACUCUGUCCUCUCACUCUGUCCUCACACUCUGUCCUCUCACUCUGUCCUCACACUCUGUCCUCACUCUGUCCUCACACUCUGUCCUCACUCUGUCCUCCACUCUGUCCUCACACACUCUGUCCACACUCUGUCCUCACUCUGUCCUCACACUGUCCUCACACUCUGUCCUCACUCUGUCCUCACACUCUGUCCUCACUCUGUCCUCACUCUGUCCUCGCUCUGUCCUCACUCUGUCCUCGCUCUGUCCUCACUCUGUCCUCACUCUGUCCACACUCUGUCCUCGCUCUGUCCUCACACUCUGUCCUCACUCUGUCCUCACACUCUGUCCUCACUCUGUCCACACUCUGUCCUCACUCUGUCCUCUCACUCUGUCCUCACACUCUGUCCUCACUCUGUCCUCACACUCUGUCCUCACACUCUGUCCUCACUCUGUCCUCACACUCUGUCCUCACACUCUGUCCUCACUCUGUCCUCACUCUGUCCUCACACUGUCCUCACACUCUGUCCUCACUCUGUCCUCACACUCUGUCCUCACUCUGUCCUCACACUCUGUCCUCACUCUGUCCACACUCUGUCCUCACUCUGUCCUCACACUCUGUCCUCUCACUCUGUCCUCACACUCUGUCCUCACUCUGUCCUCACACUCUGUCCUCACACUCUGUCCUCACACUCUGUCCUCACUCUGUCCUCACACUCUGUCCUCACACUCUGUCCACACUCUGUCCUCACUCUGUCCUCACACUGUCCUCUCUCUGUCCUCACUCUGUCCUCACACUCUGUCCUCACUCUGUCCUCACACUCUGUCCUCACUCUGUCCUCACACUCUGUCCUCACACUCUGUCCUCACACUCUGUCCUCACACUCUGUCCUCACACUCUGUCCUCACACUCUGUCCUCACUCCGUCCUCACACUCUGUCCUCACACUGUCCUCACUCUGUCCCACACUCUGUCCACACUCUGUCCACACUCUGUCCACACUCUGUCCUCACUCUGUCCUCACUCUGUCCACACACUCUGUCCUCACUCUGUCCACACACUCUGUCCUCACACUCUGUCCUCACUCUGUCCUCACUCUGUCCUCACUCUGUCCUCACACUGUCCUCACACUGUCCUCACUCUGUCCUCACACUGUCCUCACUCUGUCCUCACACUGUCCUCACACUCUGUCCUCACUCCGUCCUCACACUCUGUCCUCACACUCUGUCCUCACUCUGUCCUCACUCUGUCCUCACACUCUGUCCUCACACUCUGUCCUCACUCCGUCCUCACACUCUGUCCUCACACUCUGUCCUCACACUCUGUCCUCACUCUGUCCUCACUCUGUCCUCACACUCUGUCCUCACACUCUGUCCUCACACUGUGUCCUCACUCUGUCCUCACUCUGUCCUCACACUCUGUCCUCACUCUGUCCUCACUCUGUCCUCACACUGUCCUCACUCUGUCCUCACUCUGUCCUCACUCUGUCCUCACUCUGUCCUCACUCUGUCCUCACUCUGUCCUCACACUCUGUCCUCGCUCUGUCCUCACACUCUGUCCUCGCUCUGUCCUCACACUCUGUCCUCACUCUGUCCACACUCUGUCCUCACUCUGUCCACACUCUGUCCUCACUCUGUCCUCACACUCUGUCCUCUCACUCUGUCCUCACACUCUGUCCUCACUCUGUCCUCACACUCUGUCCUCACUCUGUCCUCACACUCUGUCCUCACACUGUCCUCACACUCUGUCCUCACUCUGUCCUCACACUGUCCUCACUCUGUCCUCGCUCUGUCCUCACACUCUGUCCUCGCUCUGUCCUCACACUCUGUCCUCACUCUGUCCACACUCUGUCCUCACUCUGUCCUCUCACUCUGUCCUCACUCUGUCCUCUCACUCUGUCCUCACACUCUGUCCUCACUCUGUCCUCACACUCUGUCCUCACACUCUGUCCUCACUCUGUCCUCACACUCUGUCCUCACACUCUGUCCUCACACUCUGUCCUCACUCUGUCCUCACUCUGUCCUCACACUGUCCUCACACUCUGUCCUCACUCUGUCCUCACACUCUGUCCUCACUCUGUCCUCACACUCUGUCCUCACUCUGUCCUCACUCUGUCCUCGCUCUGUCCUCACUCUGUCCUCGCUCUGUCCUCACUCUGUCCUCACUCUGUCCACACUCUGUCCUCGCUCUGUCCUCACACUCUGUCCUCACUCUGUCCUCACACUCUGUCCUCACUCUGUCCUCACACUGUCCUCACACUCUGUCCUCACUCUGUCCUCACACUCUGUCCUCACUCUGUCCUCACUCUGUCCUCGCUCUGUCCUCACUCUGUCCUCGCUCUGUCCUCACUCUGUCCUCACUCUGUCCACACUCUGUCCUCGCUCUGUCCUCACACUCUGUCCUCACUCUGUCCUCACACUCUGUCCUCACUCUGUCCACACUCUGUCCUCACUCUGUCCUCUCACUCUGUCCUCACACUCUGUCCUCACUCUGUCCUCACACUCUGUCCUCACACUCUGUCCUCACUCUGUCCUCACACUCUGUCCUCACACUCUGUCCUCACUCUGUCCUCACUCUGUCCUCACACUGUCCUCACACUCUGUCCUCACUCUGUCCUCACACUCUGUCCUCACUCUGUCCUCACACUCUGUCCUCACUCUGUCCACACUCUGUCCUCACUCUGUCCUCACACUCUGUCCUCUCACUCUGUCCUCACACUCUGUCCUCUCACUCUGUCCUCACACUCUGUCCUCACUCUGUCCUCACACUCUGUCCUCACACUCUGUCCUCACACUCUGUCCUCACUCUGUCCUCACACUCUGUCCUCACACUCUGUCCACACUCUGUCCUCACUCUGUCCUCACACUGUCCUCUCUCUGUCCUCACUCUGUCCUCACACUCUGUCCUCACUCUGUCCUCACACUCUGUCCUCACUCUGUCCUCACACUCUGUCCUCACACUCUGUCCUCACACUCUGUCCUCACACUCUGUCCUCACACUCUGUCCUCACACUCUGUCCUCUCUCUGUCCUCUCUCUGUCCUCACUCUGUCCUCACUCUGGUCCUCACACUGUCCUCACUCUGUCCUCACACUGUCCUCACACUGUCCUCACUCUGUCCUCACUCUGUCCUCACACUCUGUCCACACACUCUGUCCUCUCUCUGUCCUCACUCUGUCCACACUCUGUCCUCACUCUGUCCUCACUCUGUCCUCACUCUGUCCACACUCUGUCCUCACUCUGUCCUCACACUCUGUCCUCACACUCUGUCCUCACUCUGUCCACACUCUGUCCUCACUCUGUCCUCACACUCUGUCCUCACACUCUGUCCUCACACUCUGUCCUCACUCUGUCCUAUCUCUGUCCUCUCUCUGUCCUCACUCUGUCCUCACACUGUCCUCACACUGUCCUCACUCUGUCCUCACACUCUGUCCUCACACUCUGUCCUCACACUCUGUCCUCACUCUGUCCACACACUCUGUCCUCACUCUGUCCACACUCUGUCCUCACUCUGUCCACACACUCUGUCCUCACUCUGUCCUCACACUCUGUCCUCACACUGUCCUCACUCUCUGUCCACACUCUGUUUUACAGCUGUGAUCAUGACUCCGACUCGGGAGCUGGCUCUGCAGAUCACCAAAGAGUGUAAGAAGUUUUCCAAACCUCUGGGACUGAGAGUGGUCUGUGUCUACGGAGGGACCGGCAUCAGCGAGCAGAUCGCGGAGCUGAAGAGAGGAGCAGAGAUCAUCGUGUGCACUCCCGGGAGGAUGAUUGACAUGUUGGGAGCCAAUAGCGGUCGUGUCACUAACCUCCGCAGAUCCACGUACGUCGUGUUGGAUGAAGCAGACCGGAUGUUUGACAUGGGCUUUGAACCACAGGUGAUGCGUAUCGUGGAUAACGUGCGCCCCGACCGUCAGACCGUCAUGUUCUCCGCCACGUUCCCCAGAGCCAUGGAGGCGUUGGCGAGGAGGAUCCUGGCCAAGCCUGUGGAGGUGCAGGUGGGAGGCAGGAGCGUGGUCUGCUCCGACGUGGAGCAACACGUGCUGGUGAUCGAGGAGGAGAAGAAGUUCCUGAAGCUGUUGGAGAUUCUGGGACAUUAUCAGGAGAAAGGAUCUGUCCUGAUCUUUGUGGACAAACAGGAACACGCAGACGCUCUGCUCAAAGACCUGAUGAAGGCCUCCUACCCCUGUCUGUCUCUGCACGGAGGCAUCGACCAGUACGACCGCGACAGCAUCAUCAAUGACUUUAAGAACGGCGUGUGUCGUCUCAUGGUGGCCACGUCUGUGGCGGCGAGAGGCCUGGACGUGAAGCAGCUCAUCCUGGUCGUCAACUACGGCUGUCCCAACCAUUAUGAGGACUAUGUGCACCGAGCGGGACGCACCGGGAGGGCGGGGAACAAGGGCUACGCCUACACCUUCAUCACGGACGAACAGGCGCGAUACGCCGGUGACAUCAUCAAAGGCCUGGAGCUGUCGGGGGGCUCUAUCCCCACCGAGCUGGAGCAGCUCUGGGCCUCCUUCAAGGACCAGCAGAAAGCGUUAUUAGCACGUGCGGGCCCCUUUCUGCGGGCCCCUCCCUCUCUGCGGGCCCCUCCCUCUCUGCGGGCCCCUCCCUCUCUGCGGGCCCCUCCCUCUCUGCGGGCCCCUCCCUCUCUGCGGGCCCCUCCCUCUCUGCGGGCCCCUCCCUCUCUGCGGGCCCCUCUCUCUCUGCGGGCCCCUCCCUCUCUGCGGGCCCCUCCCUCUCUGCGGGCCCCUCCCUCUCUGCGGGCCCCUCCCUCUCUGCGGGCCCCUCCCUCUCUGCGGGCCCCUCCCUCUCUGCGGGCCCCUCCCUCUCUGCGGGCCCCUCUCUCUCUGCGGGCCCCUCUCUCUCUGCGGGCCCCUCUCUCUCUGCGGGCCCCUCUCUCUCUGAGGGCCCCUCCCUCUCUGCGGGCCCCUCCCUCUCUGCGGGCCCCUCUCUCUCUGCGGGCCCCUCUCUCUCUGCGGGCCCCUCUCUCUCUGCGGGCCCCUCUCUCUCUGAGGGCCCCUCUCUCUCUGCGGGCCCCUCCCUCUCUGCGGGCCCCUCCCUCUCUGCGGGCCCCUCUCUGA
Knipowitschia caucasica is the source of this 7104-nucleotide messenger RNA. Lineage: Eukaryota; Metazoa; Chordata; Actinopteri; Gobiiformes; Gobiidae. The record is from the annotation of a GenBank genome assembly.